Molecule: messenger RNA, 1593 nt
Organism: Anguilla anguilla (European eel)
Lineage: Eukaryota; Metazoa; Chordata; Actinopteri; Anguilliformes; Anguillidae
Gene: snapc5
Product: small nuclear RNA activating complex, polypeptide 5
Exons: 3
Coding region: 542-889 (115 amino acids)
Biological process (GO): transcription initiation at RNA polymerase III promoter; transcription by RNA polymerase II
Cellular component (GO): nucleus
Source: RefSeq, a predicted model, not a curated record
UAUGAUGAUCCAUGGCGCUAGCUGGCUAGCAAGCACGCACUUAAUACCGUUCCUUUCGUCGAGAAACGUAUAUGAUUGAAGGCUACUAAAUUGGCUACAGUUCUCUUCGCCAUUCACACAUAACUACGGCUUUAUGAUAUUAAAUUACUCAUCGUUUUUAUUUGUUCCUUUAUUUGCUUCUGAGAAAUUAAUUGCUAACCAGCAGCGCUAGUUUGUACACGGAGCUAUUUUAUGAAUGCACAGUGUACGCCCCCAAAGGUGCGUCACGCUCUGAAAAUUGAACGUGAUGAUUCUGUUCAGAGCAUCGUUGUCGCUGUAGUGUGUGACUGAAGGUUCUCUUGUGAAUAGGCAUUGCGUCGCUGUCAUUUGUGUGAAGUGAAGUCAUUUCGGUCAUGUACGUUGCUUUGUAACUGGGGAGUGAUGGAAAGUAGCGUAAUCAAUCUGGGUAUGAGCAUGUGGUUUGUACUAUGUGGUUUUGCUCGUGACUAGUAUUGUGUUUCGCAGUGUCCAGUAAUGGUGUAGGUACACUCAGUAAGUAACCAUGCUGAGCCGCCUGCAGGAACUGAAGAAGGAGGAAGAGACACUACUGAAGAUCAAAGCCAUGCUGCAGGAUCAGCUUAACAGGCUGAAGUUUGAAGAAGGGGCAUUGAGGUCAAUGAUAAAUGCCCAGCAUAGUGACAACCCUGCGCAGGCCACUGCUCCAGAGGCUCCUGUGCAGCUGGACAAUGAAAGUGAGAUCAACCAGACAAAGCUGCAACUGAGCACAGUAGUGGAGCAUGACAUGGAGGAGGAGGAUGAGGAUGAGGAAGAUGAUGACAAAGAGGAGGGGGAUGAAGAAAUUGAUCAUGAGUUUGAGAUGAUGGAAGAGGAAGAGGAGGAUGAUUACUGAACAGCUGACUCCUGAGAAUGUUAUUAAUUUAUGUGAUGGGACAUCCUCCAAGACAUUAGCUGUUGUCAGUCAAUAAGCACGUCCUUCAAUAAUGUUAUGGAAAUGUUGUUUGUAUAUAUAUUGGUAGUUGUUUUCUUUUGAGUUAUCACCCCCCAGGUGUGUAACCUUCACUGCCUGAAGUAGACCCUGUAAAGAAAUAUAUUGAUUGACAUAGAAUGAGUAUAUACACUCAUUCUAAGUGGUGGUGUAUUUGUCAAAGUGCACAAAAUCUGAAUAUGGAACUGGAAACUGCACUUCCAUAAAUGACCACAUAGUGAUGUCUUCCUCUGGUGUUUUUCUUAUUCAGAAUGUUAUGGUUUGUCCUAGCUUCUUUAUUCUUGGCUAAAUGUAUCAUGUUUUUGUGAAUAUACCCCAUGCAUACACUGUACAUUGCAAAUGACCCCCCCCCCCCCCCCCCCCCCCCCCCCCCGCUGCUUGUAAAACAUGCCUUAAGCUGUAAACCUGUUUUGUUCUGUGUUUGCUGCCUUCCUGUAAAUGCUGUGCACCAGAGAAAAGAUACUGUACUGGUUCCGAGCUGGAAUCUCGUAGCUGUGUGUGUAUAUUUUUGACUAUUGUAAAUUUGUUAAAAUUGUUGAAACAGGAAUAAAGUGGAAUUUUGCCAUUUGCUUGUCAUUAAAUCCUAAUGGGAAUACGUUUAUUAUAAA